AUGACCGCGGACGUGCCCGCGGCCGAGGCCAUGGACGUCGAUAAACCCGAGCCCUCCGGCAAGUCCUCGGGCGAGGGCGAGGCCAGGACCGAGCCAGCGGCGUCGGACGGCCAGAACCUCGUCGACGCCCUCAGGCAGCUCGAGGACGACCCGAGCAGCGAGGAGGACGAGGAUCUCGCGGCGGGCGGCGGCAAGAAGAAGGUGUUGGUCGGGGGCGAGGGCGCCGACUUCGUCGCCGCGGAGCUCGGGCGGAACCCCGACGUCGCGGACGCGAUCAAGCGCAUCCAGGACCAGGGCGCGCUCAAGACGGUGGGGAUCGACAGGGAGAGCGACGCGGAGCCCCUCCUCGGGCUCCUCGGGCAGCUCGGCAUGACGCGCGCGGAGGUGUACAGGCACACGCUCGACGACGCCCUCAAAGAACUGCGCGAUCGCAUCGAGGCCAUGCCCCAGGGAACCCUCCUCUCGUUGCUCGACGCGUCGUUCCCUUACAUCGGCAUCGAGGAGCUCAAGGCGAUUCCCUUAGCCGCGCUCGAGCACCUCAAGCCGGUGCCCUCCUCCUACCUCAAGCAGAUAUCGCGCAACGUCGAACUCUUCAGGCAGCUCCCCGUGGAGGUCCAGAGGCAGUGCUGGGAACUCCGCGGCGAGCUCCUCCGGAGACACACCGCCCCCGCGUUGACCGCGUACGCCGAGGAGACGGCGACGACGAUGCGAAACCUAGACCAGGAUCUCGCGCUCGCGCCGCUCGACGUAAACGAGGGAUUCGCCGUGUACAUCCCCGGCACGGCGCCUUCCUCGACCGAGGGAGGUCAAAAAGGUCACGCACCCAAGCCGCACGUGCCCGGUCUGCCCCGCGCGUCCCUCAGGCGCGCGUCCGCGUCGGUGCAGAGGCUCAAGCGCGUCGUCGGCGAUUCGAAGAAGCUCUACCUGGGCGUGGUGAUCAAUUGUCGCGUGCACUUCGCCGAACACGGCGAUGUUGGCGCGUGUUCCCUGCGCUCGCAGCUGCUCAUGUCGCUGCACGACGACGAGAAGACGGGGCUGUGCGGCGUGGAUAGGUGUCACAGGCUCGCGUGGCUCGCGGACGCGUGCGUCAGGGACAGGUGCCUGGACGGUCGGCGGUGCGCGGAAAUCGUGCAAAUCAUCGAAAAGAUCGAUUUCGACUCCAAGGCUGGGGAGAGGGCCGCGAGGGCGAAAACGGCCGGGUCGAAGAAGAAGGCGACCCCGCCCGCGCCUUCGAGGAAGAUGGCCACGAGGAGUGCCCCGCCGAAGCUUCCGACACUCAAGUUUACGUUUGGAAAGAAAAAAGACGAGGAGAAAAAAGACGAGGAGAAAAAAGAGGAGGACGCGAAGGAGCCAGCCGCGACGGCGCCCGCCGCGGAGCCGCCCGCGGCGGUCCCCGCGGAGCCCAGCGUCGGCGGCGGUAACACCGACGUCGGAGCGCCGGGUCCCACCGCGAGCGACGCCGACGACGGCGUGAGCGACGCCCCCGCCGGCUCCGUCGUCGCGGACCUCAGCAACGCGAGCGGCGAGAACCUGCUCGGCGACGCCGCGAUGUGCCUUCGAGAUCCGCCCGUGCUUCACCUCCUCUUGCACGAGACGCUUCGCACCCUGGACGCCGCGCUGGAAAAAAAUAAGAACGCCAAGAAGAUCGAGCCCCUGUCGAAGAACGCGAGGCUGGAGGAGCUCACGCGGCUCGUGACGCUCGCGCUCGCGGCGAGGAGGAUCUUGAGGGACCGCGCCCCGUCCUUUCCGGAAGUGCCCGCCGAACUGAUGGACCGGUUCUACCCGCUGUUGGGCGACGUCAUCGCGUCCGGGGGUUUCCUCGGGGACACGAUCGACGAUGAGGGUAAGGCUGGGGACGCGGGGGGGACGCCAUCGGACGAGGAGGGCGAGGUUCCGGAGGAUAUGGAGCUGGCGGAGGUUGAGGAGACCAACGAGGACGGCGAGAUUGUUUUGGUCAAAAAGUGGCGCCCGCGGAGCAAACCCGCGUUUCGCAUCAAGAUCAACGUGAAGAGCGCCAAGAAGGCGAGCGUGAAGCAACAAAUCGCGGAGCUCUCGGAGAUGAUGAAAACGUCCGACGUGGCGAGGAAGAUCGCGCUCACUCACGCGCUGCGACGUCUGAGGGAAGGCGACGUCGCGGGAGCGAAUCCGAUAUUAGCCGCAGCCGCCGCCGGGGGCUUGCCGGACGCCAGGGUCGGGGACGAACAACCGUUCGCGGUCACCCUGGCGCGCAGACUCGCGGCCAUGAACAGCGGGAUGGGCGCGGUGGAAGCCGCGGCGCCGGGCGGCGCGCUGUGGCGCAACGCGGUGGACGGGUGCCUGCUCCGGUGCUGCGUCGCCGGCCUCGAAGUUCACGAGGAGACGCUCCGACUGGUGCUCGCCGCGUCGGCGCGCAUGACCGGCGAGGACCUCUGUUCAAUCGUCGAGUCCACGUUGCACGUCACGCGCAAGUCGCGCAAGGUGAACAAGCGCCGCGCCAAGCCCAUCGUGUACGAGUACGAGCCCAUCAAGCCCGUCAAGGGCGUCAUCGCGGGUCGGCGCGGGUUGGGAGGGGGGGUUGGAGGAGGCGGCUCGUUCGGCGGCCCCGGGUUAGGGGGCUCGAGCGGCGACCUCGGCGGGUACGCCUCCGCGUCGUCCGUCGGUGGUUUAGGCGGGUACACCAGCGGUGGCACGGACGCCGGCAGCGACGGCGCGCCCGGCAAUAAUAGCGGCGCGGACGGGGUGCAGGCGACGUACCAGCUGCUCGUUCGUCGCGAGUCGGCGAGGUUGACGGAGGCGGCGGCGCCGAAGCUGCACGAGUACCUGGCGAGGAAGGACAGGCGGGACAUGAAGAGGAGCGGGCGGGCGGUGGGCGGGGUGGGGGACGAGGACGACGCGGGACGGCCGUUCUCCCCGUGA
Micromonas commoda is the source of this 2895-nucleotide messenger RNA. RefSeq lists its product with no specific name. Gene Ontology annotation, cellular component: nucleus. Gene Ontology annotation, biological process: negative regulation of DNA-templated transcription. The record is from RefSeq and is a predicted model, not a curated record. Lineage: Eukaryota; Viridiplantae; Chlorophyta; Mamiellophyceae; Mamiellales; Mamiellaceae. The coding region runs from base 1 to 2895 and encodes 964 amino acids. The transcript has a single exon.